This is a messenger RNA of Carassius auratus (goldfish), 3111 nucleotides long. It is a transcript of the gene opn6b, whose product is annotated as opsin 6, group member b. Bases 337 to 1521 code for a protein of 394 amino acids. Gene Ontology annotation, cellular component: membrane. Gene Ontology annotation, biological process: G protein-coupled receptor signaling pathway. The record is from RefSeq and is a predicted model, not a curated record. NCBI's taxonomy places the organism in Eukaryota, Metazoa, Chordata, Actinopteri, Cypriniformes, Cyprinidae. The transcript has 8 exons. Gene Ontology annotation, molecular function: G protein-coupled receptor activity.
AGUUGAACUUUGUUUUCUUUCUUUGAGUCUACUUUGCGUGGGUCAUCUGCAUAGAUUUAGACAUUGUAUGCCUCUUUAUGGGCUUACCUUAAGUGGUUUGCUGACUGACGAGAACUGUCCCAAAAAUCUCAGUCUCUAAAGUCUUUAACAAGAUAAGGAGAUUACACCUAUUCUCGAUCAACACCGGUGCUCUGUUACAGGUCAGAUGUUUGCUCAAUUGUAGAUCUAUUGUAUUCGGUCUAGUCUGCUAGAUCUUCCACCAAUAAAGAGAGCAAGACUGUGAACCAUAGUAAACGUCAUCCUGAGAUGAGUCCAACCUGAAUAUUUUGAUUGAAGAUGGACAUCCACAAUGUUCUUCCAUCAAAUGUCACAGUCUACCGAGUGUCGAAUGGAGGAGAAACAGCUAUUGGUGUCUAUUUGGUGAUACUAGGAUGGCUUUCUUGGAUUGGAAAUGGGGUUGUAAUAUUGCUUUUAACAAAGCAAAGAAAGUGUCUGGAACCACAGGAUUUCUUGACCCUCAACCUUGCCGUUUCUGACGCCAGCAUUGCUAUUUUUGGGUAUUCUCGAGGAAUCCUUGAAGUUUUUGAUGUUCUCAGGGAUCAAGGCUAUCUUAUAAAGACAUUUUGGACUUGCAAGGUGGACGGAUUCCUAAUCCUGCUCUUCGGACUCAUCAGCAUCAACACACUGACAGGCAUCAGUGUCAUCCGCUACAUCAAAGGUUGCCAGCCUCAGCAUGCUCAUCACGUCAGCAAGCGAAAUAUCUGCUUGGUCAUAGCUGCUGUCUGGCUGUGCUCUCUGUUCUGGGCUGGAGCCCCGCUGCUGGGCAGGGGCAGUUACAGAGCUCGCGGGUACGGGACGUGUGAAAUCGACUGGAUGCAAGCGCUGUACUCCGUUCCGGUCAAGCUCUAUGUCAUCAGCAUUUUCCUCUUCAACUUCUUUGUACCCCUAUUUGUUAUAGUUUUUACAUAUGUGUCCAUCAUCCGAACUGUCAACUCCAGCCACAAGUCCAGUCGUGGAGGAGAUAUCAGCGAGAGGCAGAGAAAGAUUGAACGCAGCAUCACAAGGGUCUCCCUCAUUCUGUGUGCGGCCUUCUUGUUGGCCUGGUCCCCGUAUGCAGUCAUUUCCAUGUGGUCCGCCUGGGGUUACCAAAUACCCCCACUCAACAGCAUCCUGGCCAGCCUCUUCGCCAAGUCAGCGAGUUUCUACAAUCCGUUUAUCUACAUUGGCAUGAGCUCUAAGUUCCGGAAGGACCUGCAGGCCCUUUUCUACUGCCUCAGACCCACAUCAGCGCAGAGGAACACCCCUCCUGUGCCAUUGGCCCGGCCUGGUGAUGUGCAGCUCGACGUCGAUGGAUUUAAGGAGGAUGAACCGGUGGACCCUAAUGCAAGUGAAAACAAACAGGAGGGAAAGGCAGAGAGCCGUCCUGAAUCAGAACGCCAGGACAGGCCCUUACCAAAGUCAGGCAAGUGUAUCAGUCCUCAUGGAUUGAUGAGGAAAUCCAGCGACUCUGGAAGACUUUAGCUGUCUCUUAUGUUAGUUUAUGUCCUCUGAAUGUUUAUAUAAGAUGAUGAGAAUAAUAUUAGGAUAAUACAGUACAUUCACUGUCUCUGUUAUCUUAAUUUCACAAGAGAAUAGGACACUCCAGGCUGCUUCUUGUUGAACAUGAGGUCAUUGUGUGCAUCCAAUAAAGUCGAGGUUAAAGGUUUUAUGUCGCUUGAUCUCUUUUUCUGAGGCAGGUAAACUGUUGACACAUUUAAUGGUAGGUCUGAAUCACAUUAUUUAGGGUUGUUGGAGAUUCUUCCCCCGUCCCAGUACAUCAAAUACAAUCUUGAAAUGAAUAGUAUUAGGGAAGGAACCAAAUACAUCUGGAUAGGAAAAGGCCACAAUAAAUUGAUGCACCAAAUAAUCUUGCUGAACAAAAACAGGAGAGCAUAAAGACAAUCUGCAAAAACAACGGCACUGACCCGGCCUACAGUCUUCCUUCUGAAUUACAUAACAAAAUCUAUAUAAAAAGAUAAAUAUUUCCCAAACUAAUCAGAGUUUGAAACUUUAAAUUGUGGCACCGAAAGCCAUUUAAAGAGGAGCAACAUCUGGGGCAGGAGAAAGAAUCUCAUGAAUGGUGUCUCUCCCAGUGUUACUGAAAUACUCUUUUAUUAAUACUUUACUAUAGUUGUUUCAUUUUUAUGGCUUAAGUUUUAGUUAACUAAAAUAACCCUGGUUUCUCAUUUAUUGCUAUCUUCAUUCUCCCAGCAAUUAAACUUGGAUCAGCAAAGCUCCAGCAGAAAUCAUGGAGCGGGAGGAUUUAUAAACUGAUCCUGGUGACUGCCAAGCGCAUAAUUCAAAAGCAGCAGGCGUGCUCGUAGUCAGAGGAACAGUGAAGGUUUGACUCCAAACAGAGCAGCAGGAACAGUCAAACAAUCCAGAGUCCUAAUUCCAAGAACAGACAAGGAAAAAGAGCAGACAAAAGUGUUUUGUGUCCAGUUUACAUGGGAAACUCUGUACCAGAGAGUUGAAACAAGUGGCAAGUUGGAAAUGAGUUGGGAUUUUUCUCCAAAGAGAUGCCUAACACGUCAGUGACCUGAUCUUACGGUUGUGGGAAAUGUCCUCCUCCUGCCCCAUUCACAGCACUCAAACGCAUUCUAGUCAAGCAUGUCCCCUCUUCAAAUGACAUCCAAGAGAAUUAGUCCCACAUGGUGGUCACAAAAUAAAAGGGUCAUGGUGUGUGUGGUGUUGUGGUGAAUGUUCUCUCAAAUUAGCGGUGUCGGGGGUUAAAGUAGGUCUGUUAUGCAAUGAGAUUUUUUUGGCGCAGACCCCAUAUGCUUAUUUUGGUGCAAGAAUAUACUCGGUUUGAGAAAUAAUGAAUUUUGGAAAAUAUUAAUCAGUGUGAUGUAAAAAGUUAUGAUUUAUGGGUGGAAAGUCCUAAAAGAAAGUCAUGCAUCUGCUAAGAGAUGAGAAGACGUCCAAUAUACACUCUGCCUAGUUUAGUAGUGGGCAUGAUUUUUGAAAAAUGUUUUUAAAGAAAUCUUUUAUGCUAACCAAAGGUGCAUUUGUUUGAUCAAAAAGACAGUAAUUUUGUGUAUGUAAUGCAUUCAUGUGAUGACAAAGCUGAUU